Messenger RNA from Nycticebus coucang (slow loris), 2490 nucleotides. Its product is annotated as forkhead box protein N3-like. The record is from RefSeq and is a predicted model, not a curated record. Gene Ontology annotation, biological process: regulation of DNA-templated transcription. The transcript has a single exon. Bases 232 to 1704 code for a protein of 490 amino acids. NCBI's taxonomy places the organism in Eukaryota, Metazoa, Chordata, Mammalia, Primates, Lorisidae. Gene Ontology annotation, molecular function: DNA-binding transcription factor activity; cis-regulatory region sequence-specific DNA binding. Gene Ontology annotation, cellular component: nucleus.
CGCCCGGCGGACGCCGCAGGUCCCAUGCCGCGCCGCGACCCCCGCGCCCCUGCCGCCCGCGCCCGCGGCCGCCCCCCGCCGCCCCGGGCUCGCCGCGCCGCGCCCGCGCGCCCCUCGCCGGGCCACCAGGCGAUGCCCGCUGGGCGCCCGCGAAAGUUUGUCGGCUCCCGCUGAAGGGCAGCGGCGCCCCCGCGUCCCCGCGCCCAGCUCCGGCCAGGAGCCUUCACGUAAAUGGGUCCAGUCAUGCCUCCCAGUAAGAAGCCAGAAAGCUCAGGAAUCAGUGUCUCCAGUGGACUGAGUCAGUGUUACCGGGGCAGCAGUUUCUCCAAGGCCCUUCAGGAAGACGAUGACCUCGACUUUUCUUUGCCUGACAUCAAAUUAGAAGAGGGGGCCGUGGAAGAUGAAGAGCUGACCAACCUGAACUGGCUGCACGAGAGCAAGAACUUGCUGAAGAGCUUUGGGGAGUCUGUCCUCAGGAGUGUCAGCCCUGUCCAGGACCUGGACGAUGACACCCCCCCAUCCCCCGCCCACUCUGACAUGCCCUAUGAUGCCAGGCAGAACCCCAACUGCAAACCCCCUUACUCCUUUAGCUGCCUCAUAUUUAUGGCCAUUGAGGAUUCUCCAAGCAAGCGUCUGCCAGUCAAGGAUAUCUACAACUGGAUCUUGGGACAUUUUCCGUAUUUUGCAAAUGCACCUACUGGGUGGAAAAACUCAGUGAGACAUAAUUUGUCAUUGAAUAAGUGUUUUAAGAAAGUGGACAAAGAGAGGAGUCAGAGUAUUGGGAAAGGGUCAUUGUGGUGCAUAGACCCAGAGUAUAGACAAAAUCUAAUUCAGGCUUUGAAAAAGACACCUUAUCACCCACACCCACACGUGUCCAAUACAUCUCCCACCUCUCCUCAGGCAUAUCAAAGCACAUCAGGUCCACCCAUCUGGCCGGGCAGUACCUUCUUCAAGAGAAACGGAGCCCUUCUCCAAGAUCCUGACAUUGAUGCUGCCAGUGCCAUGAUGCUUUUGAAUACUCCCCCUGAGAUACAAGCAGGUUUUCCUCCAGGAGUGAUACAGAACGGGGCACGAGUUCUGAGCCGAGGCCUAUUUCCUGGUGUCCGGCCGCUGCCCAUCACGCCCAUCGGGAUGACGGCAGCUGUGAGAAAUGGCAUCAGCAGCUGCCGCAUGCGGACUGAGAGUGAGCCAUCAUGUGGCUCCCCGGUGGUCAGCGGAGACCCCAAGGAGGAUCACAACUAUAGCAGUGCCAAGUCCUCCAACGCCCGGAGCACCUCCCCCGCCAGCGACUCUGUGUCCUCUUCUUCCUCCUCGGCCGAUGACCACUACGAGUUUGCCACAAAGGGGAGCCAGGAGGGCAGCGAAGGCAGCGAGGGCAGCUUCCAGAGCCAUGAGAGCCACAGCGAGACGGAAGAGGACGACAGGAAACGCAGCCAGAAGGAGCCCAAGGAUGCUCUGGGGGACAGUGGCUAUGCAUCCCAGCACAAGAAGCGCCAGCACUUCGCCAAGGCCAGGAAGGUCCCCAGCGACACCCUGCCCCUCAAAAAGAGACGCACCGAAAAGCCCCCCGAGAGUGAUGACGAGGAAAUGAAAGAAGCAGCCGGGUCACUCCUGCACUUAGCAGGGAUCCGGUCCUGUUUGAAUAACAUCACCAAUCGGACGGCAAAGGGGCAGAAAGAGCAAAAGGAAACCACAAAAAAUUAAAAACAAGUCACUGAUUUGUUUUGAACUUACGGCCAUUUGGUUUCAGCAUGUCAGGAGAUUUCUAAUGAUUUGUGGCAAUAUCAGCAAUGUUUUUCUUUUUAUUCCUUUUUGUUUUGUUUUGGUUUGGUUUUCUUUCUUUUCUUUUCCUUUUGAUUUUAUUCUUUUUUUAAUUUGCCCCCCUCUCCUUUGUUUUGGACCCUUAAGAAUUUUAUUUUUAAAGGAGAUUGAAGCCAUAGAACUCAUAUUGACACUCAGCUGUUUUACAAAAGCUUUUGAUUAUCCGAAGACAUAACCGAAAAAGCCAAAAUUGCCAUUGCUUCCUCCAGCUUAGAAACAUGUGGCUGAAUCCACAGGGAUGUCAACGUGAAUGCCACAGGAAUACACAUUCAGCACCUAGAGGGCACGCGGUGCAAAGUCAUCAUUGCUCAGGCCCAACCCUUAGGUUUAAAAAGUCAGGAUGUCCUCCACCCAGGUGGGUUCACUGAGUGAAGGCACAUAAAGAUGGGCGGAAGGAAGAACCCCUCGGCCCCCUAGGAGCAGACCCGAGUUCGUGGCUCCAGGCAUCCAGUUGUGCCAGGAAAACCCCUGGCAUUGUCACAAGCGAGCACAGGGGCCGGCCACCAGUCCUCUGUGCUUCCUACCACUGAAGCCUGGUAUCAUCUUAGAAGGUGGGCGCUGGACUGUUUGUAUGCAUCAGGUGUCAGUGACUAAUGAGAAGAAAUGGGGUAAAUUUUUAGUGAUGUUGCUAAUCAUUGGAUUUUGUUCUAUAAAAUCAAGAAAAUGUUC